GUCGCGGCCACGCCCACCCUGGUACCCCUUGGGAGCGCGCCGGGAAACCCCGUGCAAGCGCAGCCGCCAUCUUGGAGAGACAGAGGGAGGAAGAGAGGAAUUGUGACAGGGAACGGAGCACACAGAGCGGCCACUGUACCGACACCGCUCCCGUACAGAUAACACCACUUCCUGUGUGCGUGCUACGGACCCCCCUCUGUCUGCUCUGCUGCAGGGACCCUCCAGUAGACGUUUGUGGUCAUCUAUCCGGUUUGCGCUGUGUUAUUUAAAAGCGCCAUCAUGGCCACCGCACCUUACAAUUACUCCUAUAUCUUCAAAUACAUCAUCAUUGGUGAUAUGGGAGUAGGGAAGUCUUGCCUACUGCACCAGUUCACAGAAAAGAAAUUUAUGGCAGACUGUCCUCAUACAAUCGGUGUGGAAUUUGGUACACGGAUAAUUGAAGUUAGUGGUCAAAAAAUUAAACUUCAGAUUUGGGACACAGCGGGACAGGAGCGGUUCCGAGCUGUCACUCGAAGUUAUUACAGAGGCGCGGCUGGUGCACUUAUGGUCUAUGACAUAACUAGGAGAAGCACAUACAACCACUUAAGCAGCUGGCUGACCGACGCACGGAACCUCACCAAUCCCAACACUGUUAUCAUUCUUAUAGGCAAUAAAGCGGAUCUGGAGGCCCAGCGCGAUGUUACGUAUGAGGAAGCCAAGCAGUUUGCGGAGGAGAACGGCCUCUUGUUCCUUGAAGCAAGUGCAAAAACAGGCGAGAACGUGGAAGAUGCAUUCUUGGAAGCCGCCAAGAAAAUCUACCAAAAUAUCCAAGAUGGAAGCCUAGAUCUGAACGCCGCCGAGUCCGGAGUACAGCACAAACCAUCAGCACCCCAAGGCGGGCGGCUAACCAGCGAACCCCAACCCCAGAGAGAAGGCUGCGGCUGCUAGUGACCAAGAUGGCUGUUCUGCCCUUUCCUCCUGUCUGUCUCGAGCAGUAUUUUAUUUUUGCUGCCCCGAUAUCUUCUGUAUAUCCUACUGGUUUAAACGAAAAAAAAAAGGUGGGGGGACUCUGCUAAGACGACAGUUUAACACAUUACUAAACUGCUACGUAACUAUAGAUGUAUUCAGGUUAUCAAAGGCAAGUCCAGUAAUAAACAAACCAAGUACAAAAAACGUUCCUGCAUGGUAUAAACUGUAGAACUUUUCUUUAUUUUCUUCCCCUUUUAUCGUCUUUGUGAUGUCGGCAAUCCAUAAUUUAAUGCUGGACUUUUGAUUUGAUCCAGGGCCGUUUUACAGAUUAGAUUCCUCCCGUGACUUGUCCGAUUCCGUCUCCCGUAGCGAAUAGUUUCAUUUGCUGUGAAUAACUUGGCUGACGAGGGGGGGGGGGGUCUCUCUGUGUCACCUGUUACUGAGGGGGUUUUGCUGCAUUUAUUUACGUCUUAACCUGGCUGUUUCUCUCCCUCCCCACAUCCCCCCCCUCCCCUUGUGCUGAGAUGGCUUCAGUUUUACGAGAUUUUAUCCUUCGUUUAACGCGUAAAUAUGUAAAAAGAACUCACCAGACCGAAGGCGCGGUCUCUAGCAUUGAAUACUCUCUGUGCAUAUGAUUUUUAAUGACGACGACACAUUUAGUUCCUGGCAUCCGUAAAUAUUAGUAUGUCCCAGUGUGUGCCGUGAGACCACGUUUCUGCCUCCCAUCCGCACCGCACAUUAGAUGUAAAUGCCAUUAAAAGUGCUCUGGCGCCGCCGUAUCUGCAUCUAUAGCCUAAGAGAUGUCCCUUUUUAUUUUAUUUUUUUGCACUGUGGUUUAUACAAGGCGGGUUUUUUUUUUUUUUUUUUUUUUUUUAACGAUCCCGUUGUGCAAUGAGCAGUGUGACGACGCGCUUUGUUUGCUUCGCAUUUCCUGCCUUAUGAUGUAUAGAAAUGUAAAAAGGCUGGGUAACUAUUGCACACAUUUUUUACGCUUUUUCUUUUUGUUCAAUCUGUUUGGAGAAUUCCGAUUUAAAGUUCUGCUGCUUUUACAAUUAACUUUGUGUUUUUAACACUACAGUGGGCUGUUUUUCUUUUUUGUUUUGUUUUUUAAGAACUUAAAUGCAUUUUAAGCAAUUGGGCUCUUGAUAACUUUCUAACGCGGGACGGUUCCUUGUAACAUGAUCAGCGGUUGGUUCUGAUGUAUCGUGUUGGUAACUUUUAGAUCUUAUGGGUUUGUUCUUUUUCUUGACGUCUAUGUUCAGGACAUACGUGCUGUAGCUAAACCCAUCAUAGCAAAGGAGACGUCAGGUCCCUUCUGUUAGCAGCUUCCUUACAAGAGUUCCGCAAGCAUGGCUAGAGUCAAACAGGCAUGUUCCCUAACAUUAACCGGCUGCAGACUCCCUUACGAGUAAGACGUGUGAGAGCCACGGUACAGCGACAGAACUGGAAGGUUAGGGCCGCCAGAGUGCAGGGACCACAAACGACCCACUGCUAAACUUAUCGUCUCCCCCCACGUUCCUUCGGUUGUGGCCACCUCUUUAUAGGUGUGACUGAAGGACUUCCUUGGACUGCUGUACUUUUUUUCCCUUGAUGUAACAAAAAUGCUAUUAAUCUAAAUAUUUGUAAAUAAAGUACCUGUAUCUAGAUAAUUUAUAA
Molecule: messenger RNA, 2604 nt
Organism: Pseudophryne corroboree (corroboree frog)
Lineage: Eukaryota; Metazoa; Chordata; Amphibia; Anura; Myobatrachidae
Gene: RAB14
Product: RAB14, member RAS oncogene family
Exons: 10
Coding region: 280-927 (215 amino acids)
Biological process (GO): defense response to bacterium; phagosome maturation; Golgi to endosome transport
Cellular component (GO): Golgi apparatus; recycling endosome; trans-Golgi network
Molecular function (GO): GTP binding; GTPase activity
Source: RefSeq, a predicted model, not a curated record